Messenger RNA from Panicum virgatum (switchgrass), 510 nucleotides. RefSeq names its product uclacyanin 1-like. Bases 1 to 510 code for a protein of 169 amino acids. Gene Ontology annotation, molecular function: electron transfer activity. The transcript has 2 exons. Gene Ontology annotation, cellular component: plasma membrane. NCBI's taxonomy places the organism in Eukaryota, Viridiplantae, Streptophyta, Magnoliopsida, Poales, Poaceae. The record is from RefSeq and is a predicted model, not a curated record.
AUGGCUUCCAAGCGGCGGUUGCUAAUCGUCGCCGUCGUUGUCCUAUUUGCGGCGGUGGCGGCGCUAGCCAUCGCCGCUGACCUCGUGGUCGAGGACGGCAAGGGCUGGGACCUAGAUGUCGACUACGACGAGUGGGUCGAUGGCAACGAGUUCUUCGUCGGCAACAGGUUGGCCUUGUUCAAGUACAUCAAGGGCAACCACUCGGUGGUGGAGGCGACGGCGGCGGGCUUCGCGGCUUGCAGCGCCGCCAACAGCCUCGCAACGUGGGCCUCCGGCGACGACAGGGUCCCCCUCAGCGCGCCGGGGCAGCGGUGGUUCUUCAGCGGGGUGGGCAAGGACUGCGUUCAGGGCAUGAGGUUCAACUUCACCGUCCUCCCGGUCGUCAAGCUCUCCCCCUCACCCUCCUCGUCACUGCCGCCGCCGCCGUCGUCCUCGAGCGCUCCCCGCAGCAGCGGUGGCAGCGGCCUCGCUCCUGUUCUAGGCAUCGCGUUCAACUGGGUUACAAAUUGA